This is a messenger RNA of Dermacentor albipictus, 1551 nucleotides long. RefSeq names its product Cysteine rich with EGF like domains (gene Creld). Gene Ontology annotation, molecular function: calcium ion binding. The record is from RefSeq and is a predicted model, not a curated record. Lineage: Eukaryota; Metazoa; Arthropoda; Arachnida; Ixodida; Ixodidae.
AUUGCCUCCCACCUUCGCGCUCGGAGAAAUUUCGUGGACGGCUUUUAUUGGUGGCUCGGCGUAGAUGUUGCGUGUCGCUGAUCGAGCGUUUCGUUUAGAAUACUCGAUCACGUUGCUGCGUCACCCGCGCACCUACUGAACCCGCCGUCAGGAGCUGAAAGGUUACCCGCAUGGCUCCAGCUUUGGCUUUCCUCUGUGUGUCGGGGCUUCUUCUCGUUGGUUUCACUGCCAUUUGCAGAGCAGAAGUGCAGUUUGCAACAGCCAUAGACAUCAGCGACCUGGGUGAACGCGUGGUUCGCAAGGAUCUGUUGCCCGCCUGCCAGGCUUGCAAGACAGUAGUUAAGACAUUCCAACAUGGCAUUGAGCGAACAAAAAGGAGCCGCUUCGAUGGAGGAGACGUUGACUGGGAAGCAAGAAAUAUGGGCAAGUACUCGAAAAGUGAGAUUAGGUUCAUCGAAAUCCAAGAACACCUGUGCUUGGAGAUAAUCAAGGGCCAGGAACACUGCAGGAACAUGGCGGCACAGUAUGAGGAACACUUGGAAGAGUGGUGGUUUGAGCACCAGGAAAAGGAGCCCGAUCUGCACAAGUAUUUGUGCAUCGACCAGGCUAAAGCUUGCUGCCCGGAAAACCACUAUGGCCCCAACUGCGAUCCUUGUACUGGAGGAGCAGAGAGCCCAUGCAACGGACACGGGAGGUGUAAAGGCUCCGGAACACGCAAGGGCAACGGCAAGUGUGACUGCCACCAGGGUUACACGGGUGAGCUGUGUGAUGCCUGCACUGAGGGCUACUACGAGGACAAGCCGGGUGCCAAUGGUACCAAAACAUGCACCAAAUGCGACCCGUCGUGCAAAGGUCCUUGCACUGAGGGCGGCCCGAAGGCGUGCAAGGAGUGCGUUGCGGGCUACGUCAUGAAUGAGGAGCUGGGAUGCGUGGACAUCGACGAGUGCAUCGAAUCUACGGAGGAUCUCUGUGCAAAGGAGAGAAACACGUUCUGUGCCAACACACCAGGCUCCUACAAGUGCAUGAUGUGCGACUUUGCUUGCGACGGCUGCACUGGAGAUGGACCGGACCACUGUGUCAAAUGUGCCAAAAGUUACGUAUUGAAGGACAAGACCUGCAUCGAUGCAACUGAUGCAGACGAGGAGGAGGGAGAAGAAGACGUUCCAUACGACAAUGGCGAGAAGUGGCGAGAGCUGCACAUCUUGCUGGCGCGCUAUGCCACUUACCUUGGCCUCUGCAUAGCGACGUUGAUCAUAUUCAAGAGGAGCCCAUCAGUCGCCAGUGCCAUUGGGCUGUGCGUCGGGGUGUACAUUGGCUUUUCCGAGUACACACUGUCCAACUGGAAAGACCACAGCGUCACGUCCACCAUCAAGGAGCCGGUGUCAGAGAGCGAAGAACCCACACUACCCGAGUUCACGCACGGCGACGAACUCUGAGAGACUUGCAGUGCACAACACAUCAUUUCUGGCUGCUCAAAAAAGUCAUUUUGUUUUUCAAAAAAAAAAAACUUAAUUUAUAUAUGUCAUAAAUACACCAUAUGUACAGUUUUCA